This is a messenger RNA of Kwoniella shivajii, 1422 nucleotides long. RefSeq lists its product as uncharacterized. The record is from RefSeq and is a predicted model, not a curated record. Gene Ontology annotation, biological process: transmembrane transport. The coding region runs from base 1 to 1422 and encodes 473 amino acids. Gene Ontology annotation, molecular function: transmembrane transporter activity. Gene Ontology annotation, cellular component: membrane. The transcript is spliced from 9 exons. NCBI's taxonomy places the organism in Eukaryota, Fungi, Basidiomycota, Tremellomycetes, Tremellales, Cryptococcaceae.
AUGAAUAACGAAAAGCCCCAAGAUCUUCACGUCGAACAAGUCGCCGACGAUGAGUCCCCCCCGGAAGGUGUAAUUGAUCGAAAGGCGGAGCGAAAACUCUUGCUCAAAUUAGACGCCGUCAUCCUUCCGUUGACGGUUCUCAUGUAUUUAAGUGCCAAUCUUGAUCGAGGUAACAUCGGAAAUGCCCGACUCCAAGGACUGCAGAAAGAGCUGCUUGACAACGACGAUAAGAAAUACUCGGUCGUAUUGUUAUCAUUUUACGUCACGUAUAUGUUGGGCAGUAUUCCUGGCACUUUGCUGAGUAAGGCUAUUCCACCGAAUUGGGCUUUAGGAGCGGGAUGUCUUGUCUGGGGUAUUGCCGCAUCCUGUAUGGCGGGAUGCCAAAAUUAUGCUAGCAUUAUUGUCUGCCGUCUUUUUAUCGGAAUAGGGGAAUCGAUAUUUGGACAAGCUGUCGUACUUCAUUACAGUCUUUGGUACAAGAAGAAUGAGAUUGCUACUCGGUUGGCUGCGUUCAUAGGUGCAGGUGUGCUCGCAGGCGCGUUUGGUGGCUUGAUUGCGUAUGGGGUCUCUCAUAUCAAGUCACACAUAGCCACAUGGCGUAUCCUUUUCCUGAUCGAAGGUUGCCCUUCUGUUCUUCUGGGUAUCUGUGUUGCUCUAUUCUUACCGGGUAGACCUGAUCGAUCAAGUUUCCUCACUGAGGCAGAAAGGGAAUUAGAGUUUUUGAGGCUGCGCUCCCAGAAUCUAGAUGAAGCCGACAACGGAAUUGACUGGAAUGGGGUCAAGAGGGCUUUCACAGACUGGAAGAGCUAUGUCAUCACGUUUAUCUACAGCUGUAUGCAGCUCACUCUUUCGUCCUUGAGCGGAUUCUUCCCCACGAUCGUCGCGUCGCUUGGCUAUACGAAUGCCAAUGCUCAACUGUACACUGUACCCCCAUAUGCUGUCGGUUUUGUCUUUAUGAUACUUGUCAACCAUUUCUCCGAUCGGGUGCGAAUGAGAGGGCCUUUCAUCAUUUUGGUAUUCUCCAUCAACUUACUUGGAUGGCUACUUUUAUUGGUUGUCAUUCACAACAAUCAUCUAAGAUACUUCGCAUGCUUCUGUGUCGUCAUUGGAGGGUACUGCACGAUCCCUCUUAUCCAAUCUUGGGUUUCGAAUAAUACUGGCUCGCAAAGUCAACGAGCUGUGCAUCUCGGCUUCUUGAAUAGUUUCGCGAAUUGGGCAGCCCAGAAACCAUAUUGGCACACCGGAUUUGGUUUGAAUCUCGGCUUCAGUUGUGCGGCAAUUAUUACCACAUCCGCGAUGAUCAUCUACUAUCGCAGGGAGAAUGCGAGACGUGAUCGUGUGGAGGGGAAGCCAGACCCUAGAAUGAAAGUGGAUCAGGCGUCUUAUCAUGAUCUUGCCCCUGGUUUCAGAUACACGAUCUGA